Molecule: messenger RNA, 1144 nt
Organism: Ilex paraguariensis (yerba mate)
Lineage: Eukaryota; Viridiplantae; Streptophyta; Magnoliopsida; Aquifoliales; Aquifoliaceae
Source: the annotation of a GenBank genome assembly
ACUGAAAAGGAAUAACUGUAAAGAAGAUCCAGAGUCGGUCUGUUUGGCUCAUCAUUGCCUCCUUCCUUCCACAGUUUUCAAUUUCAUUGUUCGUAUACGAAUUCGAGUUCUAAUCUCUAGAGAAAGAAAAUCAGAGAAAGAUGCAAGGUGCUUCCGUGGUGGUGAAUACUUCUCCGCCUUAUACAUACGGUGGUAGGACCCAGCAAACCCUAGAACCAUCAUGUUGUCCUUCCUCUACUAGUCUCCUCCACCCUCCUCCCUUCAAGAUUUCCGUGUUAUUGAGCAAUCGGAUAUCAUUCUCCAGUAGGGGCAAUUUGAUGCGGUGGAGGGCAUCGCCUUCGGUGCGGAUUCAAUCGCCGGCUGCUAGGCAGGUUGUAAAAUCUGUUGCUACUCCAGAUUCAGCCGUGGAAUUACCACUCACUGCAGAAAAUAUCGAGAGUGUAUUGGACGAAAUUCGACCGUAUCUCAUUGCAGAUGGGGGUAAUGUGGCUUUACAUGAGAUUGAUGGCAAUGUCGUACGGUUGAAGCUACAAGGAGCCUGUGGUUCCUGUCCAAGCUCUGUAAUGACAAUGAAAAUGGGUAUAGAGCGUCGUUUGAUGGAGAAGAUGCCUGAAAUUGUUGCAGUGGAAUCGAUACCAGAUGAAGAAACUGGCCUGGAGCUCAAUGAUGAAAACAUAGAGAAGGUCCUUGAAGAAAUAAGGCCCUUCCUCGUUGGGGCAGCAGGUGGAAAUCUAGAACUUGUAGCUAUCGAGGAGCCAAUAGUGAAAGUUCGAUUAACAGGUCCAGCAGCAGGUGUUAUGACUGUCCGAGUGGCUGUUACUCAGAAACUCCGAGAAAAAAUCCCAAGCAUUGCAGCUGUUCAACUUUUACAGUAGGAGACUACACGGGUCUUUAUCUAAAGUGCUUUUCAUGAACUGAGUAUGGGCUAACCUGAAGUUUUGUGCACCAUAGAAGAAUGAGGAACACGAAGGGCGGAAGCAGGUGCGUGAUAGAUGCAUCAGAUUUAUCAUCUAUUACAUUCUGUACAGUUUCAACUUUGUUUGUAACGGCAUACCUUGAAAUUGUAUACAGGAAUUUCUCUGUUGUAAUAAGCAGUGUUCGCCAGAAGUACCUCUUAUUUUGUGUGCCGGGGGGGGGGGGGGGG